AAGAAGCGGCUUCCUCGACUUCUCUACAUGGCCGGGAAUUUUUGGCAGAGCUCGCACUACUUACAAUGGAUUUUGGAUAAACAAGAUCUGUUGAAGGAACGCCAGAAGGACUUAAAAUUUUUAGCAGAAGAAGAAUAUUGGAAGCUUCAGAUAUUUUUUACAAAUGUUAUCCAGGCCUUAGGUGAACAUCUGAAACUAAGACAACAAGUUAUUGCCACAGCUACUGUCUACUUCAAGAGGUUCUAUGCCAGAUACUCCCUAAAAAGUAUAGAUCCAGUAUUGAUGGCUCCCACGUGUGUGUUUUUGGCAUCCAAAGUAGAGGAAUUUGGUGUGGUCUCAAACACAAGGUUGAUAUCUGCUGCUACUUCUGUAUUGAAAACUAGGUUUUCGUAUGCCUUUCCAAAGGAAUUUCCUUAUAGGAUGAAUCAUAUACUAGAAUGUGAAUUCUAUCUUUUAGAAUUAAUGGACUGCUGUUUGAUAGUGUAUCAUCCCUACCGACCUCUACUCCAAUAUGUGCAAGAUAUGGGCCAAGAAGACGUGCUGCUUCCCCUUGCAUGGAGGAUAGUGAAUGACACAUAUAGAACUGAUCUUUGUCUGCUGUACCCUCCUUUCAUGAUAGCUCUAGCUUGUUUACACGUGGCUUGUGUUGUUCAACAGAAGGAUGCUAGACAGUGGUUCGCUGAGCUCUCUGUUGAUAUGGAGAAGAUUUUAGAAAUAAUCAGGGUUAUCUUGAAGCUGUAUGAACAAUGGAAAAACUUUGAUGAAAGGAAAGAAAUGGCUACUAUUCUAAGUAAGAUGCCUAAACCAAAACCACCUCCAAACAGUGAAGGGGACCAGGGUCCAAAUGGAAGUCAGAAUUCUAGCUACAGCCAAUCUUAAGACAUUCCAAAGAUAUUCACUGUGGACCACUUUGGAUUAAGGCACACUGGGAUCUUUUCCUAUGUGGAAGCUGUGGACAGAAGGUUUCAGUCGUGUGUUUUCAGAAAGAACGUGAAGAAUGUUUCC
This is a messenger RNA of Euleptes europaea (tarantolino), 1005 nucleotides long. It is a transcript of the gene CCNC, whose product is annotated as cyclin C. Gene Ontology annotation, molecular function: cyclin-dependent protein serine/threonine kinase regulator activity. Gene Ontology annotation, cellular component: nucleus; mediator complex. Gene Ontology annotation, biological process: positive regulation of transcription by RNA polymerase II. NCBI's taxonomy places the organism in Eukaryota, Metazoa, Chordata, Lepidosauria, Squamata, Sphaerodactylidae. The transcript is spliced from 13 exons. The record is from RefSeq and is a predicted model, not a curated record. Bases 28 to 879 code for a protein of 283 amino acids.